AUGCAACAAGCCUAUCCAGACACUUGUGGAAAUGGGCGCAUUGACCGUGGGGAGGAGUGCGACUCUACUCCACCAUCGAUGCCAGCACUGUUUUUAGCUGGUUCUAGUUUCAUGUCUGAGGGCCUCGGAGACGCUGCCUUCAGCCUGAAUGGCACUGGCAACGUUGCCAUCACAGCUACAUCCAUAGAUGGGGGUUCCGCUGGUGUGGGGCGCAGCUGCUGUGAUGCUGCCACGUGUCUGGCAGAGCCCACGGCGGCCUGCGUGGAUGGACCCUGCUGUACGGCAGAGUGUCAAAUCGCUCCGCCCGGCCUUGUCUGCCGUCCCGCUGAAGACGUCUGCGAUCUCGACGAGGUUUGCAACGGACGGCAGGUAGGCCUUUCUCGUUUAAUUCCCACUUGCAUUGCCAUGCGAAUCGGUGUGAAUGGACACAAUUCUUGUCAUUACUCUUUCUUAUCACAUCAUUUUACCAACUUUUGA
Messenger RNA from Protopolystoma xenopodis, 477 nucleotides. NCBI's taxonomy places the organism in Eukaryota, Metazoa, Platyhelminthes, Monogenea, Polystomatidea, Polystomatidae. The record is from the annotation of a GenBank genome assembly.